AGCAGAAUAUUUUGGAGGCUCGUGUGUGACUGGAAAUUGACUGAGGGACUGUGCCUCUUCAUUGUGAUCAUUCAAGUCACUUUAUCAAACGUAAAGCUUUUGGCUCGUGCAAAUCAAGUAAGACUUUCAAAGGCUAGCCAUUUACAUCCCCAUGAUAAACUAACCCAUGCCAAGAUCUCUGCAGGUCAGACUGCUGAUUACUCUCUGCUGCCUGUUACUUGUAGGCCCACCAACCAUAUCUUUGAGACUCAGGUGCGGCCCCUUGGCUGCUACUACCCCAGGAUCCCUUCACUUCCCUCUCUGAGAAGCCCACCAACAAGGAGAGGACCAGAAAUUGCAGCUGGACUUUCUAACUUCAAAUGAAUAUUGAAGGCUCAGAUCCAGAUGUCUGGAUAUUGAUAUAAUAUAAUAUGUAAGGAUUGCCAUCGGUCUGUGGUUUUGCCGUCCAAGUGGGUCUGUGAAAUCUUGUUAGCUGCAUAAUCACACAAAUAACAUGGGCUGGAGAGGCUUAGCAAGGGUCCUUGAGAAUGUUCCUUCUCAGCUGGGCUACCAGCUGGCAGCCCUGGGGGUCUCUUCCCAUUUUCUGUUCCUUUGCCUCCCCCAUGGCUGAGCUGGCUGUGGCAGCAGAACCAUCCCUGUGGUUGCCCCUCCAGUCUCAGUGCAUUGUUACUGUGACACAGGACGAGUGGGAGUCUGCAGAUGCCAAGGUCAUACUCUCUGGAAUCAUAGGAUUAACAACUUGGAAACGGCCUAUGAUACUCCUGGUGAACCUCUUUGUGCUGCUCUCUGUGGUGUGUGUCCUCCUGAAUUUAGCCGGAUUUAUCCUAGGCUGCCAGGGGGCCCAGUUUGUGUCCAGUGUGCCCAGGUGUGAUCUGGUGGACUUAGGUGAAGGCAAGAUUUGCUUCUGUUGUGAAGAAUUUCAACCAGCCAAAUGCACAGACAAAGAAAAUGCCUUGAAACUCUUCCCAGUUCAGCCUUGUAGUGCUGUUCACCUUCUACUUAAGAAAGUCCUGUUCGCCCUGUGUGCCUUGAACGCUCUGACGACCACCGUCUGCUUGGUGGCCGCCGCCCUUCGCUACCUCCAGAUCUUCGCAGCCAGAAGAUCCUGCAACGACGAAUCCCAGAUUUCUGCAGAAGAAGUGGAGGAACACAGACGCAUCCCAGACCCCGAUGACUUUGUGCCGCCAGUGCCUCCCCCUUCCUAUUUCGCCACGUUUUACUCGUGCACGCCGCGGAUGAACCGCAGGAUGGUUGGUCCUGAUGUUAUUCCAUUGCCGCACAUCUAUGGGGCACGGAUCAAAGGUGUGGAAGUGUUUUGUCCUCUGGACCCCCCACCUCCCUAUGAAGCUGUGGUGAGCCAGACAGACCAGCAGCAGGGAUCUUCAUUCCGAAUGCCAGAUGGGCCAGAAGCUGCCACCAGCCCAUUGGAACCGAUCUGCAUACCAGUGACUCAAGGUGGGGGCAUUCCUAACACACCUGGAGAAGAAAGAGCAUGCCUCUCAACUCCCAACUCAAACCAGACACGCCCGGCGAGGAGCCGGGGAGCCCUCCAGCCCCUGAGGACGAGAUCCAGGAGUGACCCUGUGCUCCAUCAGUCAGCAGAGAGAGCCGCCCCCGUGCUCAGCUGUGAAGCUGCAACUCAGACUGAGGGGAGACCGGAUCCAACUGCGGUGACCUUGAGAAGAGGGUUGAGAUCCAGAGCUUCGAGAUGCCGACCGAGGUCUUUAAUAGAUUACAAAUCUUACAUGGACACCAAGCUGCUGGUGGCGAGGUUCCUGGAGCAGUCGUCCUGCAGGAUGACCCCGGACAUCCAUGAACUUGUAGAAAACAUUAAAUCUGUUUUGAAGUCCGAUGAGGAGCACAUGGAAGAGGCCAUUACGAGCGCCAGUUUUCUAGAACAGAUCAUGGCCCCAACACAGCCCGGCCUGCCCCAGGCCCAUGUGCUGCCCUCGCAGAGACGGCCUGGCCUGCUGCACCUGCGGAGCUGCGGGGACCUGAGCACCUUUGUC
Molecule: messenger RNA, 2009 nt
Organism: Vicugna pacos (alpaca)
Lineage: Eukaryota; Metazoa; Chordata; Mammalia; Artiodactyla; Camelidae
Source: RefSeq, a predicted model, not a curated record